Molecule: messenger RNA, 507 nt
Organism: Cyclocybe aegerita
Lineage: Eukaryota; Fungi; Basidiomycota; Agaricomycetes; Agaricales; Hemipholiotaceae
Source: the annotation of a GenBank genome assembly
UGUCCGAAUCGAUAUAUCCCCCAGUGGUUGAUACCACCUCUGGCAACCAACCGCCCUCAGGGCCAGGAUCAGGGAAGAAGGAAACAAUCCUACAAAAGAUCUACGCCCAACGAGCGAAGGAUGUCGAAAAAGCCAAAUUCACACCAGGAACGACACCCGCCGACCUCGAGGCCCAGCUCGCGAUGAACCUCGCUCCACCACUCAUUGACGUCGUCCAACGUCUGCGACGGAAUCCAUCCACCUCUUCGCCCAACCUAAAGAACGCCCCGACACCCUCACUCAUGGCCGAAAUCAAACGCGCCUCGCCCUCGAAAGGGCCUAUCGCACCAGAUACGAACGCCCCCGCUCAAGCGUUGACUUACGCGCUCGCGGGAGCAUCACUCAUCUCAGUCCUCACUGAGCCUACGUGGUUCCUCGGAUCAUUAACGGACAUGCGCCUCGUCCGGCAGACGCUGUCCACACUGCCUGACCGGCCCGCCGUCCUGCGCAAGACUUCAUCCUCGUAGA